Messenger RNA from Capronia epimyces CBS 606.96, 1125 nucleotides. RefSeq lists its product as uncharacterized. NCBI's taxonomy places the organism in Eukaryota, Fungi, Ascomycota, Eurotiomycetes, Chaetothyriales, Herpotrichiellaceae. The coding region runs from base 1 to 1125 and encodes 374 amino acids. Gene Ontology annotation, cellular component: cytoplasm. Gene Ontology annotation, molecular function: GTPase activity. The record is from RefSeq and is a predicted model, not a curated record. The transcript has 2 exons.
AUGCCGUUUGCCCAACUGGUCAUCGGUCCACCCGGGGCCGGGAAGUCGACCUAUUGCAACGGCAUGCAGCAGUUCAUGGGGGCCAUUGGGCGAAAGUGCAGCGUGGUCAAUCUGGACCCGGCCAACGACGCGACCUCGUACACGGCAGCAGUGGACGUGAGAGAACUUGUCACGCUGGAGAGUAUCAUGGCCGCCGAGGCCGAUGAUGGCCAAGAACAGGGACCCGGCCUCGGUCCUAACGGCGGCGUGCUCUACGCGCUGGAAGAGGUCGAGGAAAACUUGGACUGGUUGCAGGAGCGGCUGGAAGCGCUCGGCGACGACUAUGUUCUCUUUGAUUGUCCGGGACAGGUGGAACUAUUUACACACCACGACAGUCUGCGGAAGAUCUUCCUGAAACUCGCAAAGGCGGGGUAUCGACUCGUCGUCGUCAACCUCAUUGACUCAUAUGCCCUGACGCUCCCGUCGCUGUAUAUCUCGACGCUGCUGCUGUGUCUGCGCAGCAUGCUGCAGCUCGACUUGACGCACAUCAAUGUCCUGACCAAGAUCGACAAUCUGGCCAAAUACCCGCCCUUGGCGUUCAACCUUGAUUUCUACACUGAGGUGCAAGACCUGUCGUACCUGAUUCCCGGUCUGGAGGCCGAGUCGCCCAUGUUCGGACAGGGCAAGUUCGCCGCGCUCAACGAGGCCAUUGUCAACCUGGUCGAGGAGUUUGGGCUAGUCGGCUUUGAGACGCUCGCGGUCGAGGAUAAGAAGAGCAUGAUGAAUCUGCUGCACACCAUCGAUCGCGCCGGCGGGUACGCAUUUGGCGCGGCUGAGGGCGCCAAUGAUACUGUCUGGCAGGUCGCGGUCAGAGAGGGUCUAGGCAAGAUGGAUGUGCGGGAUGUGCAGGAACGUUGGAUAGAUAGUAGGGAAGAGUAUGAUGAACUCGAGCGCAAGGAGUGGGAAGAAGAGCAGAAAAGGAGAGAAGCCGACUGGGACGCCAACAAAGAUCAGGACCUUGAUACGGACCUGGGGACGGACGUACCGCUACCGAUGGUAGGUAGUGGUGUCAAGGUCGUGAGAAGAGGGGAGAGCAAGCAACCCUCACAAUCUUCGCACUCUCCCCGCCCACCGCCGCCUUCAUAG